This is a messenger RNA of Pistacia vera, 513 nucleotides long. RefSeq lists its product as uncharacterized. The coding region runs from base 1 to 513 and encodes 170 amino acids. The record is from RefSeq and is a predicted model, not a curated record. Lineage: Eukaryota; Viridiplantae; Streptophyta; Magnoliopsida; Sapindales; Anacardiaceae. The transcript is spliced from 2 exons.
AUGAGUAGAAAAUUGUCCAGCGAGAUAAGGAAGAACAAGCCUUAUAAGCUGCAACACAUCCCAAAGGUUCAGGUCCUGGCAGAGGUAAAUGGAAGGACAAAAAUGAUCAUGCUACUGAUUCAAGAGGGAAAUGGAAAAGCCAUGACAACAACUACUCAAAUGGCUAUAAAUCGAAGUCUGCAAACAAGUCGAAAGUUGAAUGUUUUCGAUGUCACAGGCACUCACCAAAACUUGUGGUAUAUAGAUACUGGUUGCAGCAAUCAUAUGUGUGGGGACAAGUCAGCAUUCUCAGACUUGGAUGAAACAUUUUGCAACUCUGUAACUUUUGGCGACAACUCCAAAGUUUCUGUCAUGGGCAAAGGAAGUGUACGAAUUCACUCUAAAGAAAAAUCUAAUCAGAUUAUUUCUAAUGUCUUUUUUGUUCCAGAUUUAAAAACCAAUUUGCUUAGUGUUGGUCAGGUUCAAGAGAAAGGAUACGAGAUUUUUAUUAAAGAUGGAGUUUGUCGCAUCUAA